Hypanus sabinus (Atlantic stingray) is the source of this 551-nucleotide messenger RNA. RefSeq names its product ubiquitin-ribosomal protein eS31 fusion protein-like. Gene Ontology annotation, biological process: translation; modification-dependent protein catabolic process; protein ubiquitination. The record is from RefSeq and is a predicted model, not a curated record. Gene Ontology annotation, cellular component: nucleus; cytoplasm; ribosome. Gene Ontology annotation, molecular function: protein tag activity; ubiquitin protein ligase binding; structural constituent of ribosome. Bases 16 to 474 code for a protein of 152 amino acids. NCBI's taxonomy places the organism in Eukaryota, Metazoa, Chordata, Chondrichthyes, Myliobatiformes, Dasyatidae. The transcript has a single exon.
GGAUUGACUUUCAAAAUGCAGAUCUUUGUAAAAACGCUAAUGGGGAAAACGAAAACCCCUGAGGUUGAACCCUCAGAUACAAUUGAAAAUGUUAAUGAUACGAUUCAGGACAAGGAAGGUAUUCCUCCUGAUCAACUGAUCUCACUGGGGAACAAACAGAGGAUGGCUGUACUCUUUGAUAAUAUCCAGAAGGAAUCAACUCUACACCGUGUGUUCAGGCGGCAUGGUGGCACAAAGAAGAGGAAGAAGAGGCCAUACACCAUCCCAAAGAAGAACCAGAAUAAGAGGAAGCAGGUCAUACUUACUGUCCUUAAAUACUACAAGGUUGAUGAAUAUGGGAAAAUCUACCAUCUAUGCCAUAAAUGCCCAUCAGAGGAAUGUGGUGCUGGUGUGUUCAUUGCCAGCCACUUCAACAGACAAUAUUGUGGAAAGUGCUAUUUAACAUUUUGCUGUAACAAGGCUAAAGAUGCAUAAUUGUAUUCAUUUUAAUAAUGAUAGAAAAUUUUUUUUAAAAGGUAGAGGUUGGACACACUUGCGUUGUUACCCCUGGA